AUGUCAUCCAGCGCUGCAACUCAACAGGCCAUGCCUAGCAUCGCCGAUAUCCUCUUCGACGCAACUGUUACCCCAGAGGAUGCUGAAGCAAAAUUGACGACGUUUGGAGCCAAGCAGUUGCGGACUGAGUGCUACUUGCGGCAACUUCGCAUUGUUAAGAAGGGACCUGACUGCAAUGACCACAAGGUUGGGUACGUAGCGCUACUCAUGCAGCAAAAGCGUGUAUUCACUGAAAUGCAGAGACUUGGAGUUGAAGACGGUCCGUCCAAGAUACCAGUUGCCGCUGGAAUCAAAAGACGUACUCGACACUGUAUGAUACGCCUUCUGAACGUCAUGUUUUCUGAGACUUUUGCGGGCCGAGUGCACGAAAUUGACGGCAAACCAACUCGUGCAGAGCUAGAUUCUAACCAAACCCAUGCCAGCUCCUCGUUUUGGACGGGCUUUCAUGACGCCUAUCUUAGCGAUCAAGCUGAAUUCGGCAAACUCAACUCGACGCUCCCCUUGUUUGCCAAGUGCAACCCAGCCAUUAUUGUACCUCAUGACGCAGCAAAACUUCGUGAUAUGUGGAAGGACGUCAGUAGUCGAUACAAUACUGCUCUUGCUAACUCCCGCGUGUCAGGUACACACGACAACGACUUUUUCUCCUUUUGUUCCGGGAAGAUCGACGUUAUGUACAUGCACGAGUGGCUAAUCAUCAAGCCCGGGGUAUUGGAGACUGUAGAAGGCAAGCUUCCUAAACGCGCCCGGCUGCAAACCAUGGAUACAAGCAGUGACAGCGAAAGCGAGAUUUCGAGAGAGUCCAAGAGGAAGUGCACCCGAUCCAGGUCCAGCCCAAGCAAAGAUGAUAUGGUGUCAGAAAUUUUGGAGACGAUCCGGAGUAGCAACAACUCCGCUGAGGCAUUGGAGAUAGAUUGUCGCUUUGCUCAGCUUGUCUCCACGUUGAGCUCUCUGCUUUCACUACGAGAGCGGAUUAUGAACGCACCAGACGGCUGCUACACAAAAUAUGACCUUCAAGAAGUCAACGAUGAUAUUGAACAUGUUCGAGCUAAGAAGAAAGCGUUGUUAAAAGACCAGUCGGCCGAGUAG
Molecule: messenger RNA, 1086 nt
Organism: Phytophthora nicotianae INRA-310
Lineage: Eukaryota; Oomycota; Peronosporomycetes; Peronosporales; Peronosporaceae
Exons: 1
Coding region: 1-1086 (361 amino acids)
Source: RefSeq, a predicted model, not a curated record